UCUUUCGACAAUGCGGCGGCGUGGUCACCGUCACCGGUGACGGCAAAGGCAUGUCGGGCCUAGCCAUGCUGUCGCUGCCAAGCCUGGCCCGGACCCAGCUGAAAACCCGGGGCAGCGUUCAGUACCUUCGCAGUGUCUACCGACCGCACAAUGUUCGACAAGCGAGCACAACAGUGCCUAAGGUGGCUGUGGAAGAAGCUAAGGCCGGGGAAGAGCUUGCUCCUAUCGCCUGCGCGGAGCCUCCGGUGCUGUUCGUGGCCAGGGCAGGCCGCCUGAUGAGCGUCCCAGAUUGCGCAUUCAGCCACGGCACGGACAUCGUGCUCCCCCCACCAGUCCAGCAAGCACCCAUCGAGCCUGGCGAGGAGUGGCACCGGCGUCACCUGGACCCUGCACGACUGCCCCACUACUACAUGGCACUGAGCAAGAUUCGGCUCACAGGUCUGGUAGUGACAACGACGCUGGCUGGUUACGCCAUGGCUCCUGGAGUUCUUGACCCCUGGGUUGUGCUCUUCACUGUGGCUGGAACUACGCUCACGUCGUGCGCUGCAAAUGCCAUUAACCAGUUCCUGGAGGUGCCGUACGACUCCCAGAUGAGCCGGACAAAGAACCGAGUCCUGGUGCGCGGAUUCCUCAGCCCUCUGCAUGCCGUGGGCUUUGCGGCAAGCACGGCGGGUCUGGGCCUCUGGCUGCUGUCGGCGGGCGCCAACGGCCUGACGGCGAUGCUGGGUGGUGCGAACCUGCUGCUGUACACGUGCGCCUACACUCCGCUGAAGCGCUGCUCCAUAGCCAACACCUGGCUGGGAUCCGUGGUGGGUGCCAUCCCACCGCUCAUGGGAUGGGCUGCCUGCACGGGCACCUUGGAUGCUGGUGCCUGCGUGCUGGGAGUGAUGCUCUACUCGUGGCAGUUCCCGCACUUCAACGCCCUCUCGUGGAACCUGCGGCCCGACUACUCGCGAGCCGGCUACCGCAUGAUGUCGGUGACCCACCCGGAUCUGUGCCGGCGCACUGCGCUCCGACACAGCAUCCUCCUCACAGCACUGUGCACUGCUGCAGCGCCUCUGAGUGAACUGACUACGUGGACCUUCGCCGCCACCUCACUGCCGCUCAACGCAUACCUGCUGUACCGUGCGUGGAACUUCUACCGCGAACCCGACAGUGCGACGUCGCGUGCCUUGUUUCGGCUGAGCUUGCUGUACUUGCCGGUUUUGAUUGUGCUCAUGCUGGUGAGCAAACGGCGAGACGGUGCACGUACGAAGCAGACUUCAGGUGCUGCAAAGCAGUUGCCGCCUGCGCUACCUACGGUAGGCUCCUGAGGGCCUCUACCUUAGGCCUCGGUGACUAGUUUUGGGGUAUCUGAACAGAGGCACCUGUACAUGCAUGAUUGCGGAAAGUUAGUGACCCUUUGGUUUUGGUAAGCUAUAAGGGUCUCAUGCUAGCAGUUCUGACAGAUCUCCUUGAGGCCUGCUGGAGCUGAAUGAAGAAUCUAGCAGGUUCUGAGGAGAAUGUGAGGCUGUCACGGUCACAGCUACACAGGCGCAAAACCCGCCUGCUUAUUUUCUGUCAUCCAGCAGAAGUAUUUUAGAGGCUCCGUUUUUCAAAUGAGAGGACAGAAUCUUUCUACUAUCUGUGAAGAUGGCAUUAGCAGUGAAGCUGUUAGGCAGUGAUGUACUGAUUUCACGGUGCUAUCAGAGUACGCCACACUUCACCAAGAAACUAAAGAUGCUUCUUCUGAAGGCAGCGUAGGCAAGCGUCGGUGUAGUUCCCGCAGCACAGGCCACAAGACGUGACUGAAUUCAGCAUUGGCACAGUUUUGCACACCAGCGCCUGAUUCAUAUGUUUACUGUUAUCGACACCAGACGCGGGAGCGUCGUCAUGUUGCAAGAAUCAUUUCAUCUACAUGCCUUGUCAUAAGGCAUUCGAACACCUAUGACAUCCCGUGGUGCACAUUUUCACGCCUGUCCGUAGGAUAUUUCACUUGCCAUGUCCAUGAUGCGUAAUUUAAGCCAUGUAACACGGACGAAGGCAUUUUGCUUCGCCGGAAUCAUGCACGAUGCAUGCUAGUCUGGAGCGAGUACUUAGCAGUUUGUUUUAGGGUCGGGUUGCAGCUUGCACAGUCGGUCAUUGUGCAAGCCUGUACGUACUGUACAUAGUAGGUACGUAGAUCUGUACAGACAUUUAUUGUAACAUAACUUUUUGCUUCUGGCAUGUCAAAUUUCUUGCUGCCUGCAUACGUGGAAAGCGUAAGAAAUCCAUCCGUGCCGAACAGUCAUCAAUGGCUGACAAGUCAGGUCAGUGAUGCAGUUAACACGUGCUUUUUCUUUUUUUUUUUCUAGGUGUUGAGGCUCUCUUGCAGUUUUGCGUGAUCUGUUAGGUUUGUCAACAUUUAAUCUGGUCCUCGCUAAGAGUAUUUCAUUGGCAGCCAAACUUUUAAUGGUAUCUGAUGAGUGCCUAGAAUAUUGUGAUGUAUGACUCUUUGUAUUUUCCAUGUUUGUUAUAACUGGGAAUCGAACUGAGUGUAGUCGUGGUCUUUGGAGAGUUCCAGACUAGUGGUUACAACUAUCUGAAUAAGUAAGAAAAAAUAAUAAUAAGGAAAGCUGCUAUGAGCCCUGCUUUAUAUGUUUUUAGUGACGUGUUAGUUGCUUCACUAUGGAGAAAAGUACCACGUGUUUACGUGCAGCUUUUCAAAAAGGUGUUUGGCUUUGGUGUCCGCACUGCCAUUGGAGCUGCAGGUUGACAUAUAUAUGCAAGCUCUCUGUACGAACAUAUGCAUUUCACAAAUGCUUGGUAACAUUUGUUCGUACAUAAACAAUUAUAUACUGCAGGCUUGUAUGUAAAACUCAUAGUUGUUAAUGCUUGCGCUGUAUCCACCAGAUAGUAAUACACUGGAAUCACUGGCUUAGUGAAUGCAGUGUUUGAAAAUAUGCAUUAGGAUUUCUAUCCACUGUGAUAAAGCUGUGUUAACCAAUAUAAUAAUCAUUAGUAUUGACAAGAAGCUGAUGUGCAAGUGUUUUUGGUUUGACAUUGCAAAUUGUUCACAAAGUUAGCCCCAUGGUUUUGAAGUUUCUAAUGAACAUGUGUGUCCGGUGAAUAAAUCUGUCUGGUGCCAACUGCCUGGCAUGCAGGCACCCUUUUUUUUUUCAGACUUAGAUGUAUGCUCUGUUGGAUUUGUUGACUAGACUUGAUUGAACCAUCUUUGGUGGCGCAUAAAGAUGGGCUUGUUGAUCAGAA
Molecule: messenger RNA, 3228 nt
Organism: Dermacentor albipictus
Lineage: Eukaryota; Metazoa; Arthropoda; Arachnida; Ixodida; Ixodidae
Gene: Cox10
Product: Cytochrome c oxidase assembly factor 10
Biological process (GO): heme A biosynthetic process
Cellular component (GO): membrane; mitochondrion
Molecular function (GO): protoheme IX farnesyltransferase activity
Source: RefSeq, a predicted model, not a curated record